Messenger RNA from Dichotomopilus funicola, 4863 nucleotides. RefSeq names its product anticodon binding domain of tRNAs-domain-containing protein. Lineage: Eukaryota; Fungi; Ascomycota; Sordariomycetes; Sordariales; Chaetomiaceae. Gene Ontology annotation, cellular component: nucleus; cytosol; cytoplasm. Bases 1 to 4863 code for a protein of 1620 amino acids. The record is from RefSeq and is a predicted model, not a curated record. Gene Ontology annotation, molecular function: ATP binding; eukaryotic translation initiation factor 2alpha kinase activity; protein binding. Gene Ontology annotation, biological process: regulation of translational initiation by eIF2 alpha phosphorylation; negative regulation of cytoplasmic translational initiation in response to stress; DNA damage checkpoint signaling. The transcript has 8 exons.
AUGGCUGCAAAGAAAAAGCCCACAAAACAAGCACAGCAAGAUGGCAGCGAGGGGUUCCCGGGGCUCAAGAGCCCGGGGCAGCCCGCAACCAACACCAAGUAUCAAGACUUGCAAGAGCAAGAAGUUAUGGUGUUACAGGCUAUCUAUGGUGAAGACUUCAUUGAGCACACCGCAGCGCACACUGCAUGGCAUAAAUCCGAGCCUUCUUUCGAUAUUCGGGUGAAGGCUUCGUCCGACGAAGAAGUCGCCAUGACGCUGGGUGUUGUCCUAGUUGCAACAUACCCGAAAUCCCCCCCACUGUUGAUCAUCAAGGAUGACGGCGACUUGCGGGAAUCGACCCGGUUUAAGAUCCAGAAGUUUGUCGAGACGCAGCCAAAGUCAUGGGCCAAGGAGGAGCAGGAGAUGAUUGACCGCAUCGUCGAGGGGAUCCGUGAGAUCCUUGAAGUUGCCGCCCACAAGAAAGCCCAAGGACUUGAGCUCCCGUCUCUGGAGGAGGAGAGGGCAGCACAUGAAGCUGCAUUGGCCAAGCAAGCUAAAGAUGAAAGGGAGCUCGAGGAACGCAAAAAGCUCGAGGAGACGCUGGAGGAGGAGCGUGUCCUGGGCGAUAUGGUUCAAGAGGAACUCAAGCGGCAGAGAAACAAAGCGAAAGAGUCGAGAAAGAAGAACACCAGCCAGAUGAUGCCGCCGGAUCGCAUGACGGAGGAUCCGGCUGGUGUCGACGUCGCUCUCAUUCUCGAUCAACCAUGCAAGCUGGCGGACACGCCAGGCGAGGCCGUGUACUUCCAGACAGUCAUUGAGAAAACCGUCUACCGGGAAGGCCCCGCGACGACCGUCUACAAAGUCAAGCCUGCUCUCUCUGCCAGAAACGUUCGCCCCAGUUUGGCUCUCAAGGAAAUCGAGCUGAAAUAUCAUGGCAAAGACUCCGUGCAGCUCAAAAAGCAACUCCAGUCGCUGGAGAUGGAGUUGGAGUCCCUCAAGAAACUCCACCAUAAGAGCCUUCUACCUGUUCUUGACUUCAAAAUUGAUCGUUCUAUCAGCGAAACAGACUCGUCUGCCCCCGCUUUGUGGACUGUCAGUGUCCUCACCCCUUUCAGUGAGCGAGGCCCCGUCGACGAACUGCUAGAUCUCGCUGGCCAAAUCAACAGUAGCAAAGCCAAAAUUUGGACGACCGAUCUCCUCGAUGCCCUGGCGUUCUUACAUAACCACGGCAUCAUCCACCAGGAUAUUCACCCUGGAAACAUCCUUCUGUGCCGAAAUCAAGGCGGGGAUGUUGUUCCCAAGUUGGCCGACGCUGGCUACCAGCGAGCUCUUCACAACAUGUGCAACAAAAUAACCACGCUGACGGCGACUAGAGCAGCGAAGUCGGCUUAUUGGUUCCCUCCUGAAAUUGCGGGCGUUUCUAAGCCACAGUACACACAGAAGACGGAUGUUUGGGAUUUUGGUAUCGUGAUGCUGCAGAUGCUCUUUGGUCUGGACGUGCCCGAUAAGUACCAUUCUCCAUCGGCGUUGAUAGAAUCACUCUCACUCUCGGACCCUCUGAAGGAACUUGUAGGGAAGUUUUUCAAGUCAGACCCGAAGAAGCGGCCACGGGCGUUUGAGCUCGGUUCGAGUGAAUUCCUCGCCACUAACUGCGCUGUUCUAACGGAAGACGUCUCUUCCAUUUUUGGAAGCUCCAUGAUUUCUCUUUCUCAGGGCAUGGCGCGGCGGCAGCGCCACGACUCCAUGAACCGCAGUGCUGCUGCCUCAAGAUACCUGGAGGAUUAUGUGGAAGAAGGCCGGUUGGGCAAAGGCGGUUUUGGAGAAGUCGUUCGAGCCCGCAAGAUGAUCGACAGUCGGCUCUACGCUAUCAAGAAGAUCACACAGCGGUCUCAGGAGACCCUUUCCGAGAUGCUCAAAGAAGUCAGAUUACUGUCGCAGAUGAAUCACCCCGCGGUCGUCCGGUACUAUAACACCUGGCUCGAGGAGGCCCCAGACAACGCUGAAGCUGAAACUGAAACGGACACGUCAACGGACGGAACUAACACACCCAAAGACGCAACAUCACGGAGUCUCGUGAUAGAAUUUGGUGAGAGCAAGAGUAGGGGUUUGGAUUAUAUGUCUUCCAGUGGCCAUCCUUACUUGGAACUGGGCCUUGACUCGGCCAUCGAUGAGGAGGAGGAGGAAGAAGAAGGAGAGGAAACUUCGUCGUCUGAAGAAGACGAGGACACAUCAACCCUAAACAGCAAGGGCCCGAAAGAUCAACUCGUUGUCCCGACCAAUGCCCGAGCAGACCGCGCUAGAAGAGGCAGCGGUCGCCCAUUCCGAAUGAUGAUGUACAUUUCCAUGGAGUAUUGCGAAAAACGGACCCUUCGCGACUUGAUCGCUCGCAACCUGUCCAAAGACUCCCAGGAAGUCUGGCGUCUCUUCCGCCAAAUCCUUGAAGGCCUUUCCCACAUCCAUAGCCUCAACAUUGUCCAUCGUGACCUCAAGCCCGAGAAUGUUUUCAUCAGUGCCGGCGCAGACGGGAUUGAAAAUGUUAAGAUUGGCGAUUUUGGUUUGGCUACCAGUGGGCAGCUUGCUAUGGACAAGUCGGCCGCGGGUUUGGAUGCCGCCGACAUGACGCGGAGUAUUGGGACCGCUGUUUAUGUGGCCCCUGAAGUUAGGACGGGAGGUAGUGGCUCCUACACUGCGAAGGUGGACAUGUAUUCCCUGGGCGUCAUGUUCUUUGAGAUGUCAUACCCUCCAAUGCUUGGAAUGCAGCGGGCGAUGGUGCUCGAGCAAGUACGGCGAGAUCCGCCAACUCUACCAGAAGACUUUAAGCCGUUUGACAAGAACCACACUGAAAUCUUGCUAUCUCUUCUGUCUCACAACCCCAAAGACCGGCCCGCUAGCACCGAGCUGCUCAAAAGCGGGAGGUUACCGGUUGAGAUGGAAAGUGAGGCAAUCCGGCGCGCUAUUGCCGGAGUGGCAGAUCCUACUUCGCCUUACUUUGAGAAGAUGCUUGAGACAGUCUUUUCGCGCCAGGUGGAUCAAGCAAAGGACUACGCGUGGGAUAUCUCGUCGACUAGCCCCAAAUCCAUCGAUUUGAUGAGACGGUACAUUGUAAAGGAGACGUUGAUCUCGAUCUUCCGAAAGCAUGGGGCUGUCGAGGCCCCUACGGCAUCCCUCUACCCACGGUCGCUGCAUUACGAUCAGAACGCCGUCCACUUGCUUGACAAGAACGGCACGGUACUCCAACUGCCCUUUGAUCUAAUGAUGGGCCACGCUCGUUCGCUGGCGAGAACCGCAAGCGGCCCAGUGCCGCAGCGCACUUACUCGUUUGGCAACAUCUUCCGCGACCGCAAUGACGGCGGGCAGCCGGAUGUGUACGGGGAGGUUGAUUUUGACAUCAUCACCAACGAUGCCCUGGACCUUGCGCUGAAGGAAGCUGAGGUGAUCAAGGUGCUGGAUGAGAUCAUAUCUACAUUCCCUACCACAUCCUCGACGCCCAUCUGCUUCCAGCUUGGCCAUUCAGACUUGCUACACUUGAUCUUUGAGUUUUGUGGCGUCGAGGAGGACUCACGACAUGCUGCGGCCGAAGUUCUCAGCAAGCUCAACAUCCGGAACUUUACGUGGCAAAAGAUCCGCAGCGAGCUCAGGGCACCUCCGGUGAGUAUGUCGGCCACGAGCGUUGACGAGAUGCAGGCGUUCGAUUUCAGAGAUACCCCUACCAAGGCAAUCUCUAAAUUGAGGGGCCUCUUUGAAGGUACCGAGUACACUGAGAGGGCGUCAUCCACACUAGUUCACCUCCGCGAAGUGUACGAAUACACCAAGAAGUUCAAUUUAAGUAGCAAGGUGUACAUCGCCCCCCUGAGCAGCAUCAACGAGAGCUUCUUCCGCGGAGGUAUCCUCUUUGCGUGUUUGUACGACAAGAAGAUCAAGGAUGUCUUCGCGGCCGGCGGCCGAUACGACGGGUUGAUUAAGGAACAACGUCCCAAGAUCGGCACCCGUUUUGCUGAGCGGCAUGCUGUGGGAUUCAGUCUGAACUGGGAGAAGCAGCUAGUCAAGCCGGUUCCCAAGGCUACGGGCAAAGCGUUCCUAAAGAAGGCGGUCGAGGAGGAGGCUCAUGGUAUUUUCAGCGCGAAGCGGUGUGACGUUUUGGUAGCCAGCUUCGAUCCAUCCAUCUUGCGCUCUUCCGGGGUCGAGCUCCUCCAACACCUCUGGGCGCAUGGCAUCAGCGCGGAGCUCGCCCGCGACGCUCGAUCACCCGAAGAUCUUCUGUCUAAUUACCGUGACGAAUCCUUCAGUUGGAUCGUGAUCAUCAAGCAGGACAACUUGCUCAAGAUCAAAACCAUGGGCCGCAAAGAAGCGUCCGACGCUGACAUCACAGCCAAGGAGCUCAUCAACUGGCUCAGGUCGGAAAUCCGCGAGCGUGACUCGCGCGCGGGUACGAAACACCGCACCGCGGCUGCCGGUCUGCCGCACUCUGACUCGGUCGGCGCGCUCCCAACGAGUGCCGGUGCGCCAGAAAACGAGCAGCAGGAGGUCCGCGUGCUAGUUGCGCAGACUAAAUCGAAGAAAUUUAAUCGCCACGCCGUCGUGGAACAAGCGCACAGCAGCGCCGCGCGACUUGUCCGUACGUUCCUGGAUGGACCCGUCGCGGCGAUCGAAACUUCAGAUGCCGUCGUCGACCUGAUCCGCGGGACUAGCUUGGGGGAUCCAGAGAGCUGGCGGCGCGUGGAGCAUAGCGUCGGCACGACGGAGAAGAAGUAUGUGCGUGAGAUUCACGAUAUGCUCAAACAGUGGCGGUGGGAGUGGGAGUCGAAGAAGGAAGGAAGCAGCCCAAACGCGUUUGUGUACAACUUCCGUACCGGCAAGUGUGUCUACUAUGACCUAGGGGCUUAG